This is a messenger RNA of Apiotrichum porosum, 177 nucleotides long. RefSeq lists its product as uncharacterized. The transcript is spliced from 2 exons. NCBI's taxonomy places the organism in Eukaryota, Fungi, Basidiomycota, Tremellomycetes, Trichosporonales, Trichosporonaceae. The record is from RefSeq and is a predicted model, not a curated record. The coding region runs from base 1 to 177 and encodes 58 amino acids.
AUGUCCGACUCGUCCGACGAUGACGACGACCUGUGCCCCGGCGACGAGUUUGGCGUCAACGUAGACGAGCCACACUACUUCAAGCAGCUGAUCCCGGGCCCGCGUAUCUGCAUUUACUGCGGAGAGGAGGAGGACAUGACCGACGACGACUCGGAUGACGACGACUACCAGCCGUAG